Phytophthora sojae is the source of this 1470-nucleotide messenger RNA. RefSeq lists its product as hypothetical. Gene Ontology annotation, cellular component: type II protein secretion system complex. The transcript has a single exon. Gene Ontology annotation, molecular function: catalytic activity; DNA binding. The record is from RefSeq and is a predicted model, not a curated record. Gene Ontology annotation, biological process: protein secretion by the type II secretion system; DNA repair. The coding region runs from base 1 to 1470 and encodes 489 amino acids. Lineage: Eukaryota; Oomycota; Peronosporomycetes; Peronosporales; Peronosporaceae.
AUGGACCUGAACACGGCGUCGCCUCUCGAGCUGCAGCAGCUGCCGGGUGUGGGCUGCGUCACCGCGCGGCUGAUCGUCGAGUCUCGCCCCUUCUCGUGCGUCGACGACUUGCUGCGCGUGAAAGGCAUCGGCCCCGUCAAGUUGGCGGCCAUCACUGCCCAGCACCAAGUGUGCGUGGGUGGACGGCCGGUCGACUGCAGUGAAUCCAAUGCAACCCCCACUAAAGUCGACCUCAACGCUGCGUCCAAGAGGCAACUGCAGCAGCUCAAGGGGGUGGGGCCGGCCUUGGCCAAACGGAUCGUCGAGGCGAGGCCGUUCCACCGGAAGGAAGACCUGCUGGCCGUGAAAGGCAUCGGGGCAAAGUCUUACGCGAAAAUUCAAGCGGGGGCUCAAGUGAAAGUGAAUUCCUACGAGGAACACAGUGGGGGAGAAGAGGUUGAAGACGGUGUCGAGUGUGGCCAAGAGGGGGUAAAACGAGACGCAAACUUUCACAUUUGUCGGGAGAUUGAGAGCGACGUGCGUGGAAAUGUGUUUUCAAUGUGGAAUUGUAACGGGUGUGACAACCGAUCGCUCAUCGUGGCGAGCUGGAACAUCCGCAACAUUUCAAGACGCAAGGAGACGGUUCUACUGGAGCGAAUUGCGGACGUGCUGGACGAGUUCGAUCUCGUGGCGCUGCAGGAAGUGAGGGACUUGAUUGUGUUGAAGAGACUCAAAACGAUGCUGCCUGGGUGGGACUACGUGGUGUCGGAGCCGGUGGGGCGCAAGACCCCGGGAAUGAAGAAGCGUGUUGAGCGCUAUGCUUUCUUUUACAGGCGGAGUGCUGUGCAUCUUGUUGAGAAGUGCUGGCUAUUGGAAGGUGACAAGAAUAUGUUCAACCGACUACCGUGCGUCGCCACCUUUCGAGCGACGGCAGCGUCGAAAUUACCGCAGCUGGAGCUCGCGUUGAUGAACGUUCACGUCUCCUUUGGUGAGAAGGAGGACCGCCACGCCGAAAUCGUCGAGAUCAACCGACUGGCAGCGGAGCUGAGCGAGAACUUUGGCACAGAGAGGAAAGUGGUGGUGCUGGGCGACUUCAACUUGUCGCCGCAGGACGUGCUGGGUAGUCUGGGGUCGCACAAGAUGGCCCUGAUCCGCUCACCGCUGUCAACCACGGUCUUCGGAAAACUUUACGAUAAUAUUUGGCUCGAUCGUGCAGACUUCACCAGUAGCAGCAAUAACCCGGGCGAAGAACAAGAGCGCGACUACCUUGUGGAUAGCGGCGUCCUCCGCGUGGAUUGGCGAUACUACCCUCCUUCAAAGAGCAGUCGUCUUUCCGUGCAGAACCCGAUGGACGCGAUGCUUCCGCGACUGCAAACUUAUAUGUCUCGCGUUCAGUGCGGGUACGAGCUGUCGGAUCAUUGUCCCGUGUGGGUUGCGUUCGCAUCAACAAGGCGCAGCAAACAGGGACAAUGUCUAGAAGCCACUCAGUGA